AUGCUCCAGUCAAAUACGGAUGUGAGGGACUUUCCUACCAAUAUCUUUUGUAACGACUGUCCCAGCAUGGUGGUGCCAUUGAAAAAAAUUUCAAUUACGAGAUUGUUACAGAUGUUGGCGAAAAACAGAGCCGAAGAAUACUGCCAUGAACUAAUAGAGUGUUUAUUGGCUAAUUAUCAUCCUGAUGAUGGACCAACGGAUGUGAAAUAUGCUGUUCUUGCAGAUGCAGAGAUAUCUGAAAAUUCUAGUAUUGAAAUAUAUCGUGCUCUUACAAGACACAUGACACCUUCCAUUUCAAAUGCAUCAUUGCCUGGUAAAGUGGAAUCAAAUACGGAAAGUAUGCAAACAUUGGUGAAUGCUCAAAAUAAACUUGUCAGCAAGAUUCUGAACGUGGCCACAAAUAUUUCUUCUGAACUCUUAGGCUCUGGUGCUGUGAAGUUUGUUCAAGGUGAAUGCAAAUUGAAAAAUGGCGUUCUGGAAAAGGUUGCAGCUCAUUAUCAGGUAGUUGCUUGGGGUGCAGUGUCAAGUAUUUUGGAUCAUGUCGUUCUCUGGUGGUCUCCAGGGGCACUCGCAACGCGUCACAGUCAAGGUGCUCUGCAUCUUAAAGAUUGGCUUCAUCAGUUCAUCCAAGCCAGCAAUGUACCACCCAUCGUGCUUCCUGCGCUGCAAAACCUCUGCGAUGCACUUGGUCAUCACGUGACAACCACGGCAUGGGAUCAACUGUUCAGAAGUGCAUAUACAUCUGCAUUUAACUGUCAAUCUUCAUCAUUAUCAACUGAGGGAUCCGACACAGGACGGAUGUUUGCUGAGUUAUUUUCCUUGCUGGUGUCACUAAAUAAUGAGUGUGAGGUGGGUGGAGAAUGGGUGGUAGGCGCCCCACUGCUCGAACUUCCAGUUUCUGAACAAAUAACGGUCCUUCAUAAAACGGAUCAUUCGAUUCAUACGAUGCGGCUUUGGGCUAUGCAGGCGGCUGGUCAUAUCGCUCAUACUUGGGACCUGAAUGCAUUUUUCCUUCUAGUGCGAGGAGAUUUGAAAAAUUGCAUUGAAGAGCUUUCGUAUCUCAAGUACUGCAACGAGCUUUGGACCUCACCCAGGGGAAAAGGGAACGGCCCAGAGGCAAGUUUACAAAAGAGGCGUUCUUCUACACGGCAAAUAAAAGAUGGAGGUUUAUUCGAUAGCGGCAAGACAGCAAUUAGGCACCAGGCUCAAGAGAGCCUGAAAAGAGCCAAUGCUCUCGCAAAUACCUGCAAACUCGACUAA
Neodiprion fabricii is the source of this 1260-nucleotide messenger RNA. RefSeq lists its product as uncharacterized. The record is from RefSeq and is a predicted model, not a curated record. Bases 1 to 1260 code for a protein of 419 amino acids. The transcript is spliced from 7 exons. NCBI's taxonomy places the organism in Eukaryota, Metazoa, Arthropoda, Insecta, Hymenoptera, Diprionidae.